Bipolaris zeicola 26-R-13 is the source of this 1353-nucleotide messenger RNA. RefSeq lists its product as uncharacterized. The transcript has a single exon. The record is from RefSeq and is a predicted model, not a curated record. Bases 1 to 1353 code for a protein of 450 amino acids. NCBI's taxonomy places the organism in Eukaryota, Fungi, Ascomycota, Dothideomycetes, Pleosporales, Pleosporaceae.
AUGGAAGACCUGGAACGGGAAGAUGCUGUAAUUAAGCGCACGCGGCUGACACCAGACCUCAACAGCUCAGACCAAAACCAACGUCGUCUUCCCGAAGAGAAAGGUCCCUUUGGAAAAGCACGGAAACGCGGAACUUCACGAGCAAAAACGCCCUUGGGCGCCAACCAAGCGGCCGACGAAGCGAAACUACUCAACCAACGCGCAAUCGAUGACAUAUUUGGUCGGUACAAGGCAGAAGAGGACAAGAGGCGCUCAGUAUCAUCGCGUCCCAUUGCCGCGCUUCCCCCAUCCGGCUCAGUACCCAACUUGAUAGACGCGAGCAAUGGACUUAACAAUUCCUUUGCCGCCGGUCCAUCAACAAACUCGGCCUUCAUACAAGAACCAAAGGAAGUAAUACUCUAUGGCUACGGCAGCGAUGCACAAUGGGCAGCGAUAUCACACUACGAAAAGGUCUCCAACGGUCUCAUUUACGAAGAAUACGACCGUGAGCCCUACAACCCAAAGUUCGGAUACACGUUUACUUCGCAACGGGCGUCGCAUUACCGGUCGCUAAGCAAGGCAUCUCUGAGAAAAAUAAAUGAAUUCGUCGGUGGCGACCAUUGGAUCAAAGUGACAUUCGACAGCGCCGAAGCAGCAGAGCGCGCAUGCCACUACAGCCCCAAAAACAUCCAGGGCUACACCGUCUACGCCGAAAUGUACAGAGGAACCGGCCCUCAAGGCGGCGACCGCCCCAUCCGAGCAGAACCAGGAAAUUAUUCGCAAGUCACCUCUCCAAACACCAUCUCCUCAGGUACCAUUGGCCCCCGCGGCAUCAGCACAUCGCAAUCCUCUGCCACCGCCUCGUCCGCCACAGCAACCGCCUCGCAACCCACAGGAUUACUAGCACCAAACGGAUACCGCAGUCCAAACGACAUCCCGGCCUUCAUGCGCAGCACAGCCGGCUCCUUCCCCUCGCACCUCGAUGACAUGCCUGUGGAACCCGAAAAAGAAGAACACCGAGUCCUCGAUCCAAAUACCAUUCCCGCACGCAGUAUAACUACCGCGCUGAACCCCCGCUCCCAACGUGCGACACUGCGUCUUAAAGGCGCAAACGUCAAGCCCGCUAUCUUUCUGCCGCAGGAAAAGGCGUUUCUCCCCGCGAAACCGCGCUGGCAGCAGACGGUGGGCUCACUGCCGAUGAUUGGAUGGGUGUUUGGGUCUGGUCAGGGCAUUAUUGGCGAUCAGGUGCCGAGGAAAGAGGAUGGUAGCUUUGAUGCAAAUGGGGCGAGUUUGUACUGGCGAAUGUGGUAUGCGGUGGAUAGCUGCUUUGGAAGUGAUUUCUGUGGAGUGAGGGAUGCAGAGUACGACGACUAA